CGAACAGAGUACAAUAGGGCGUGAGCGAUUGACAAGCGCAGGGCUAGCUCGCCAAGUCAAGGAUCCAGCUGUCAAAUUUUCUGGCACGGCCGAGCUCGCAUCCAGACUACGACGAAGUGGGCACGAGACGUUCCUUCGUGCGAUCAUGCGACAUGUCAACGGCAUGCGAGUGCUUGAAGCACUACAUGACGCAUCUCGAGAGACCACAACUUUUCCGAUGGAGGAACACAACCUUGCUGUCGACCACCGGCCCGGCCUUCUUUAAAGUGCCUUGCGGCUGUCGCGCAAGCUGCCAGCCAGCAGCAAGCUUCUCGCUACCACCGUACUCGACCGUAUAGCAAGCUGAUUAAUUGCCCACAAGCAAGAGCUUCCGAUGGGGGCUGAUGGCCUCGCUCUUUGACUGGUUGCGACGAGCUCGUGGCCGACAUUCGGAGCGCAGCUGCAUCCUAGCGCAUCCCUGCGACCUUGCCGUUGGGAGGAUCAAUGGCCGCAUAGGGUACUUGUCGCAAGUUGACAUAAGCUUGCUAGGCAAUGACCGCGAAUAGCGAACGCGAGGCCAAAUUGCUUACAGGCAGCAGGCACAGGCCGCGAUGACUGGCCCCGUGAUGCUUGUUGCGAUCCAAAAACUCCACCGAAUUCAAGGAGGAUCACGUAUCGCAGAAUGAUACCAGGUUGUUGGCCAUCUCCCGAUGCGAAU
Messenger RNA from Cercospora beticola, 697 nucleotides. Lineage: Eukaryota; Fungi; Ascomycota; Dothideomycetes; Mycosphaerellales; Mycosphaerellaceae. The record is from RefSeq and is a predicted model, not a curated record.